UUCCUGCACUACAACUUGCGCUAUCCCGUCGCCGUUUUUGAACAGCGACACAGCGGAAACCUACAUCUAAACUAAGGAUGCCGAAGGGUGGUAAAAACAGGAGACGUGGAAAGAAUGAGAACGACGAUGACAAGCGUGAACUGGUCUUCAGGGAGGAUGGCCAAGAGUACGCUCAAGUAACCAAGAUGCUCGGAAACGGACGGCUUGAGGCUCAAUGUUUCGACGGGGAGAAGCGGUUAGCUCACAUUCGAGGAAAGAUGAGGAAAAAGGUCUGGAUUAAUCAGGGCGACAUUGUGCUGCUCUCUCUGCGGGAUUUCCAAGAUGACAAGGCGGAUGUUAUCGUGAAGUAUACAGCUGACGAGGCCCGUAAUCUGAAAGCGUAUGGAGAGCUACCCGAAAACGCCAAAAUUAACGAGACAGAUACCUUUGGCGAGGAAGACGGAGAAUGUACAUUCGAGUUUGGAGACGAAGGAGAAGUUGACAUCGACGAUAUCUAAAAUCUACCAGGCAUUACUUGCCCCGACGAGUGUACGAGCAUUUUCAACGGUUUUCUUUAUCAUCACCUUUCCUGUUGUCUUACUAUAGCUGUAUUGACGAUUUUCUGCCAUCCAUCAUGCAUCAUGUCUUGUACCUGCACCAACGUCGUUUGAUUACAUCUCCUUGACCUUCAUGCGUCUGAAUACAAGGGAGAUGAUAUUUGGAGGCAAAUAAGGCCUCGUAUCCUA
Laccaria bicolor S238N-H82 is the source of this 725-nucleotide messenger RNA. RefSeq lists its product as uncharacterized. Gene Ontology annotation, cellular component: cytoplasm. Lineage: Eukaryota; Fungi; Basidiomycota; Agaricomycetes; Agaricales; Hydnangiaceae. Bases 78 to 497 code for a protein of 139 amino acids. The transcript has 4 exons. Gene Ontology annotation, biological process: translational initiation. The record is from RefSeq and is a predicted model, not a curated record. Gene Ontology annotation, molecular function: RNA binding; translation initiation factor activity.